Messenger RNA from Talaromyces stipitatus ATCC 10500, 1258 nucleotides. RefSeq names its product molybdopterin binding domain protein. Lineage: Eukaryota; Fungi; Ascomycota; Eurotiomycetes; Eurotiales; Trichocomaceae. The record is from RefSeq and is a predicted model, not a curated record. Bases 229 to 1209 code for a protein of 326 amino acids. The transcript is spliced from 2 exons.
AUCGACAUACCAUUGUGAAUCCUUAAAGUGCGUAUCUUGUAUCAAGACAAACUGAUAUCAUACAGUCUGAAAGUAUAAGGUGAUGUUAACUAGGCAACCCCGCAAUCGCUGAAAGUUGAGUCGGUUCCUGAGGAAUCCACCCCACUCGAAAAGAUUGACUUCUUUCUCUCCUCACUUUCACCCUCUCCCCUCACGCUUCAAUUCUACAGUUCAAUCAAGACAUAUCCCAUGUUCUCUCGAUUCAAUCAGUUGGCUCGACAUCUGUCUCGUCCACUGCCCAACUACGCUCACUCAUCGACUGCUUCAUUCGCGUCUUCGGCUCAUCCGGCUCCCAGCAUGACAUCAUCCGCGACGUUCUUUGAGAACAAAUCCAAGACGAUAAACACAGCAGCGUGUCUGAUUAUUGGCGAUGAAGUUCUGGGCGGGAAGACAAUCGAUACAAACUCCGCCUACUUCGCCCGCUGGUGCUUCUCCCUCGGCAUCCAACUCAAACGCAUCGAAGUAAUCGCCGACGACGAAGAAGAGAUCAUCGAAGGCGUGCGACGCAUGAGCGCCAAAUACGACUUUGUAGUAACAAGCGGCGGCAUCGGUCCCACACACGACGACAUCACCUACUCCUCGAUUGCGAAGGCAUUCAACCUCAAACUAAAAUUGUACAAACCGGCCUUUGAGCGAAUGAAGGCGCUCACAAAACCCAGUCAAUUACAACCGGGAUUCAAAUGGGAUGAGCCGUCCCCGGCGCUAACGGCGCGGUUACGUAUGGUCGAGGUACCCUACGAUGAAAACAUUGAUGAGGAUCAGCAGAACGUCUUUGCGGUUGAUGAUUCUUGGGUGCCGAUUGCGACUGCGAAUGGGAAUGUCCAUGUUCUUCCGGGAGUACCUAGGCUAUUUGAGAAAUUACUCGACGGUCUCACGGCUGUUGUAAGGCCUCGAUUGGCGGAUCCAGAAGGGAAAGGCUCCUACAGAGUGUUGAUUAGUACUCCAUUACCCGAGAGUUCGGUGGCAGCGUACUUGACCGAUUUGGCAUUGAGGGUCAUGCCGCAUGGCGUGAAAGUGGGAAGUUAUCCGCGAUGGGGAAAGAAGAGGAAUACCGUCACGCUGGUUGGGAAUAAUAAGGAAUAUAUUGAUUCACUGGUGGCAGAGGUUGAGAAGAAUGUCGAGGGUAGACGUGUCCAGAGAGAGGGUGAAGACGACCCGGAUGAUGCUUAGAUUAGACCUAUGUCUGUAUGUAUAAAGAGAUGUACUGCAUAUACCAGCA